AGCACUCGCGUGUCGUCGCGGCGCUCGAGCCCCAGAGGUUUGCGCCCGUGGCCGCGACGCGGCGCCACGGUGCCCGGGCGAGGGACACGCGCGGCCCGCACUCGCACGGCAAAGCCGCCAACGUUGCUGCCUGCUGCGAUAUUGCGUGCAUGCCGAGUGCGGCGGUGCGUGGUGGCGGCCUCUUUGCUCGGCUGGAAGACCAGAGGAGCACGGGAUGAGAGCGACCGCAGUGUCGUAGGACUACGAUGCGUUGCCCGUGGCCGGUCGGCAGCCCCACAACGACACCGAGCAAGGAUGCUGGGAGCGCACGCAAUUGCCGUGGAUCUCGUAUCGCCCGCAAGCAGCCCGAUGCAGCGAAUGGCGCCGCUCCCAGCAUCGCACUGUUGCGGCUCCGGUCGCCGGUGGAGCGGCCGCCGCUGAGGGAGCUCUGAGCGCCGGAGGCCUGAGCUGACAGGCGACGGACUAUGCGUCGACCCGCUCCGAGGAGAGAGCGCCCAUUCGAGACGCCUUCUCCUGCGGCAGUUACUGUUGUUGUUCCGCUGGCGUGGUGCGAUGGCGGCGGCUCGCCCGCGGUGGGCCGCCCCGCUUGGUCGUCGUCGUCGCCUCCAACGGGGCACGUCGUAGUCGUCGCCCGCCCCGCGCCGGUGGCCCGUGAUUCGUGAGACGACGUCGGUGCCACGAUGCCCGUUCGCAGGGGGCACGUUGCCCCCCACAACACCUUCAUCGACUCCAUCAUCCGCAAGUUCGACGGCAUGAACCGUCGCUUCUUGGUGGCCAACGCUCUGGUGGACUCCCUGCCCAUUAUCUACUGCAACGACGGCUUCUGCGAGCUGGUGGGCUACACCCGGGCCGAGCUGAUGCAGCGCUCGUGCGUGUGCGAGUUCCUGCACGGUCCACUCACCGACCCGGACGCCGUGGCCGCCUUCCGGGACGCCCUCGACAACAUGGUCGAGCGGCAGACCGAACUGCUCUACUACCGGAAAGACGGGUCCAAGUUCCUGUGCAGCCAGGUGGUGGCGCCCAUUCGGAACGAGGACGGAGACAUCUGCAUGUUCAUCGUCAACUUCGAGGAUGUCACCGAUGCGCCUUACAAGGCCGACGAGGAGGCCGCCGGGGGACUGGCAGUGGCGGCACCGGGAGACGACCUGGCGCCACUGCCACAGGCGCUGGUCAGAACCUGCGCCCGGGCAGCGGGUCGGAGCCGGUCCCUGCGACUGCGUAUGCCGGGUAGCCGGAGGACGUCGUUCGCGCUCUCCAAGUCCACGGCCACUGAAGAGGACGAUGCGGCGCCGGAGUCCAUGCGUGCCCUGGUCGUGUCCUCGUCGGACACGCCCGAGCAGCAGCCAACCACCACGGUGGUGACGCGGCCGACCAAAGCGGUCGCCGUGUUGGCGCCCUACGAACAGCGCGCCUUGGACAAGGGGGCUCCGCUGCACCGCACCGCCAACAGCGUGGGCAGCCGGGCGCUUCCGAACGCGUCCUCCGAGUCGGACCUGGGCCGCUACGCGACUCUGACGGGCCAGACGCGGGCAAAGUCCCCGUCCCUGAGUCAGGUGACGGUGGACCCCCGCAAGGACAACUCGCACUCGUCGACGGCCUCCAAGCUGGUCCUUAAGGAGGUCCAGUCGCACAGCUUCAAGCAGCACGUCGGAGAGAAGGUGGCCCAGCGCAAGCAGUCUCGAGUCCCACUGGAACGGGGUCGGCCUCCCCAGGGCACCUUGCAAAUCCUCAAGGGAUUCGUUCUGUCGCUGGGCGCGGACGUGCUCCCCGAGUAUAAGCUGCAGAAGCCGAGGACGCACAAGUGGACCAUCCUUCACUACUCGCCCUUCAAGGCGGUCUGGGACUGGGUCAUCCUUCUGCUGGUCAUCUACACGGCCAUCUUCACGCCUUACGUGGCCGCCUUCCUACUGGACCAGCAGAGACCAGACUCGCGCCGUAACCGAAAGUACGGCGACGAUCCCAUCGUAGUCAUCGACCUCAUCGUGGACAUAUUCUUCAUGAUCGACAUCCUGAUCAACUUCCGCACCACCUACGUCAACUCGAACGACGAGGUGGUCUCACAUCCGGGCAAAAUCGCCGUCCACUAUCUGCGAGGCUGGUUCAUCAUUGACGUCGUUGCUGCCAUCCCCUUUGAUCUGCUCCUUUUCGGCUCCGAGACUGAUGAGACCACGACGCUGAUCGGUCUUCUCAAGACGGCGCGCCUUCUGCGGCUGGUUCGCGUGGCGCGCAAGAUCGACCGGUACUCGGAGUACGGGGCCGCCGUGCUUCUCCUGCUCAUGGCCACGUUCGCGCUGAUCGCCCACUGGCUGGCCUGCAUCUGGUACGCCAUCGCCAAUGCCGAACGGCCCUACCGACAGCCCAAGAUCGGAUGGCUAGACCACCUGGCCAACGCCACGCACCAGUUCUACAUCAACGAGACCCAGGGCGGUCCCAGCAUCAAGUCCAAAUACGUCACUGCACUCUACUUCACUUUCUCGAGCCUCACUUCGGUGGGGUUCGGCAACGUGUCGCCCAACACCAACAUGGAGAAGAUCUUCUCCAUUCUUGUCAUGCUCAUCGGAUCGCUCAUGUACGCCAGCAUCUUCGGUAACGUAUCGGCCAUCAUUCAGCGGCUGUACUCGGGCACGGCCCGGUACCACACGCAGCUGCUCAGAGUCAAGGAGUUCAUUCGCUUCCACCAGAUCCCGAACCCACUGAGGCAGCGCCUCGAGGAGUACUUCCAGCACGCCUGGACGUACACAAACGGCAUCGACAUGAACAUGGUGCUCAAGGGAUUUCCGGAAUGCCUUCAGGCGGACAUCUGCCUGCACCUGAACCGGAACCUGCUCAACAACUGCCCGGCGUUCCGCGGGGCGAGUCCGGGCUGCCUGCGCGCACUCUCCAUGCGCUUCAAGACCACGCAUGCACCGCCGGGAGACACGCUAGUCCACCGCGGUGACGUCAUCACGGGCCUCUACUUCAUCUCACGCGGAACCAUCGAGAUACUCAAGGACGACAUCGUCAUGGCCAUCCUCGGCAAAGACGACAUCUUCGGUGAGAACGGCUGCCUGUACGGCACGGUGGGCAAGUCAUCGUGCAACGUGCGCGCGCUCACCUACUGCGACCUGCACAAAAUCCUGCGCGAGGACCUCCUGGACGUGCUGGACAUGUACCCAGAGUUCUUCGACCAGUUCUCCACCAACCUCGAGAUCACCUUCAACCUCCGCGACGAGGAACAGGAAGGGGUCGACCCCGACCUCUUCCGGGGCAAGUCGCUACACAACAGGCCAGCCAGUUCGCCGGAGGAAGGCGAGUCCCGGAGCCAAGCGUACCAGUACCCGCGGGCUCGGCGGAGACGGCGGCGGCGGGGACGUCGCGGUUCGUCGAGCUGCGACGACGGCUUCGGCGGCGGCGGUGGGGGCUUCUCCGAUGACGACGACGACGGCGACGACGGCGGCAUCGGACCGACGGGCAGCGGGCGCCGCACCGAGUCCGGCCGAGGAAUCCUCGAGUUCUCGCCCGAGAAGGCCGGACUCGACGUGACGCCCGCGAACUACGACUUCCAGGAGGCGCACGUCGCCGCCGGAAGCCGCAGCCCCAGCGUCGAGCCCCGACGCCGCAAUGGCACGCUCAACUCCAUCGCCGGGGCCAUCACUAGUGUGGCGAACCUGACCACCGCUGUGUUCGGAACCGGGCCCGGAGCGACGCAUAGCUCCGGCGCCACUCCUUGCGCUGACUCGGGCUCCCGGACUGGUCCAGCAGCUCACGGUCAGCGGUCGUUGAGUCCGGGACGGGCGUGCGACGAGCGCCAGAGGUCAUCCGCCGCGGGACGUGGUGUGUCACCCAGGAUGAGCCGAUCGAGUCGCAGCAGCCCCGGCUGGUCGCCCAAGGACGAGGCGUCGGGCGCUCCGCCGUCGGUGGCGUCGACCAGGGAGUCUUCGCUGCCGGCGGCGACGGCGCCGCGUGCCUCGGCGCAGUCCAGCUCGAGUGUCACGCUGCCGGUGUCGUGCAGCCCGGCCGGCGGUGCCUCUCCUCCGCAGCCACCUUUUCCGGCCGGGGACGAGGCCCGGUUGGGCGUGCUCGAGUCCAGGAUCGACCAGCUGGCGAGGCAAGUGGCGGCCAUGGAGAGCCGGCUGGCCCUGGACAUGCAAACCAUUCUGAGGCUGCUGAGCCCCGAGAACGCCGAGCGGCGUUCUUGCGAAGCAGCAGGCAGCAGCCCGGCAGCGCGGCCCGUCGACCUACCGCUCAGGGCGGCCACCGCUCAGGGGGGUGCCGCCCCUCUCUCGGUGCCCACGCAGUCGUCGGAGUCGAGCAGGGCGGGGGGAGGUUCGUGCACAUGGCCCGCUGGUUCGGACCCGUGGACAGAACCGUUUCGGAGUGCCUCACAUCCAGGUGACUUGGCUCAGUCGACGAAGCAGCACAAGCCUCGUCUCACGCGGACGCCGGCGGAAGACGACGACUCGCGCGAAGCCGCCACCAGCCCGACGUCCUCUUCGACGUCGUCGGCUGCGAAGGACAGGGUGACCAGUCGGACUUCGGACGUGUGACGGACGGAGGCGGCAGCUGGCCGCGCUCGGACGCGCCCGGCGGCGGCUGCUCGCGUGCCGUGUUUCGGUGAAUGGUGCUGUUCGUUUUUAGCCCCGCACGCUGGUUCCCCUUCAGGCUGCCUUCGCUUCUUCGUUCAGUGCCUCUCCGGUGAGUGAUGUGCGACCAAACCGUCGGCGGAUCAUCCCGGACGACCGAGAGCCUCGGAUGGCGACCACGCCUUUCCCAUCACUUGUUCUGGAACGCCCGGGGCGUGACUUCGUGUUGGGAGCCGUUCGCAUAGCCACAGCGCAUACAGGUUCGCUCGCUAGGGAGUCCACGGUAACUCGCUGUAUGGUAGUUGGGAGAAGAUGGACCUUUAGGCGCAAGUUGGAAUAAGUGAACAACGAUACCGAAUCUCCCGCAUAAUACGCGGUUCCCCGUGUUCGUAAACUCCGCAUUUGUCUUUAUGUCUUGACCAGCCCUUCUCGAGCUAAAGGCAAUCGAAUAAUUGGUGGCCAACUCGCUCAUUGAAUAGGGUGGCGUGAGAUUGAAUGAGGACAAAGAUAUCUUUAUAGCAGCAUAUAGCCAACAUUACUUGACAUUAGCCGUCACUUAGCCGACAGGUAGCCAAUAUUAACCUGUGGUAGCCAACAUUAGACAAUUCUGGUAGUAGGCGAUUACAUACGGUAGUAGAUUAUGUCAGAAAUUAUUGUAGGUGGCAUCACACCCGUUUAUGGAAGGUGGAAAGUGGCCCAUGGAGGCGGUGUCUUCAAAUAAAGAAGCAGUCUAGGCUGGGUUCCUCGGCGACCUAUGCUUCACUCCAAUAACGCGCGAUCGAAAGGCAGACAGCGUCGGAUAGCGCUAUAAGUGUAUUGAAAAGUGUGUUCUUGAAUUGUAAAAAAAAAUGUAUAUAGGGUGCGGCUCAGGUUUCGUAGACUUUUCUCGAACUGUUUACAGUUGCAUAUUAGUGGCCGAUUGAACAUGUCCUUCAGUUUUCACAACGCCACGCAGCUAUUGUGAGAAUGGCCUCGGAGGAAAAAGGACGUCUCGAUCUACUUUCAGAGCAAAUCUCGUUUUGAGUGGUCAUUCUAGUCACGCUACUCAGGUUCUGAGAGUUUACUUUGCAAGCCAUUUUGCGGACUCGGUCCCCAGUUACGAUCAUAAUUUAUAGGCAAGAACGAUGGCUUACUAACGAACAUAAACCACCAACAUAAUGUCAGAUGUCUAUUUCUUUCCAUGUUGCCAUAUCAGUUUCGUAUUGUCUCGAGUGUUCUUAAUGGUACUCAGGUAUUUUAAACACUGCGCUUCAGUUUGCCCUCUCUGCUAUAGAGUCACACAAACCGAGCUUCACUAUUAUAUCUCCAGAAUUCAAACUCCCAGAAUGACGCAAUCAAUUGCGUGAUUCGCUGUUUCACCAAUUGAUUAGCAUAAUCAAGGACGCGGUGAAAAAAAAAAGCAAGAGGUCAAAGCCUGAUUUUAAACGGCGUCCUCAUGUACGCCUCGUCUCAAAAGUUAUGUGGUAGUCGAGGCUACGCGGUCAUCGCUCACAAUUUUUGCUAGCCUCGAAUGUGGUAGAAGCAAGUGUAAUUCAUCUACAGCAAUAACGUAAUCAAACAGAAUCUGUUAAACUAUAGAGUCAAUAUUGGGCACGAUCUUCUAACUGUUGGGUACACACCUUGUACACAAACAUUUCAGUUGAAAAGAAGGUUUCUAAUGCUUGCGCAGGUUCCAGUAGUCUAACCUCGACGAGGGUUUGAACACACGACAUUGCCACAAUAACUCAGACGAAGAUCGGUAGGGGCUUUGAAUAUGUCGAUGAAAAGCAAAGACACGACACGCAUCGUUCUCACCUUUCGUCGACGUCUUUUAAACGUAUCCCCAUCUUCGUCGCGCUAAAACUCCUCACCGCCGCGGCGGUCGCAUUUUCGACGGAGGCGAAAAUGCUUGAGGCCCGUGUACUUAGAUUUAGGUGCGUGUUAACGAACCCCCAGGUGGUCCAAAUUUCCGGAGCCCUCCACUACGGCGUCCGUCAUGAUCAUAUAAUAGUUUUGGCGCGCUAAACUCCUGCAAUUAAUUAUAUAACUAAACCGACUAAUCCGGCUAGCUGUAUUUACCACGAUACUAUGCUUACAAUACGAGACUGUAAGCAUAAUAUUUACUUCCUACUCCGUACUCGCAAGCAAUAGUCUGUGUAACCAGAUUUACAGAGCCUUAAUUAAUACCAACAGACAAUGAAUCCAAGGAAGGUAUAGAAGGCGUUGUUUGUAGUCCUUUAACUAUAACGUAGUAAUUAUGAUACAAAUGCGAAGAAAUUAAAGUGGACGAAAAGACAACUUGCCGCCGGCAGGAGACCGAACCUGCAACCUUCAGAUAACGCGUCCGAUGCUCUCUAAUCCGCUUCUUUAGAUUUACACAAUGACUGCGCCUGCUUUGAUCUUGCCUCCAUCAGAGGCGCUAAUUACUCUUGUCGAGGGUUUACUCUCUUGCAGACUCUAAAGCUAAGCUGCGAACUUUAAUUUCAGCUCGCUUCUUAUUUUGUACUGGAAUAUGAGGAAAACAUUCGUGCUACUCGGAUAUCUCUCGCGUACCGUGCGUUGUUUGGCAACGAGCAGCUCUCAACACGAAGUGAACGCCCCGAAGGCUGUUAGGCGAUCGCCUUCCGUCGCUCUCUCCUGCUUGGCCUUCAGUUCAUCGAAACGAGAAAAAAAAAGAUAGUGAGAGAGACAGACAGAGACUGCCGCCUCUUCCAAGACUACUCGAGAGGACAACAUCGCCCACACGCGUCACCUGACAUUCCUGGAAAGAAAAAAACCUAUUACGGCGCAGCAUCAGCAGCGGCGGGAGCUCGCUGCUGUAAACCACUGCGCCUUGUUGUUUGCGCUUCUGUGAUUUCCUUCGUGUGCGGAUAAGCAAGGAACGGUGUGAUCAGAGUUGUGUGCAUUACGAAGAAGGAUGCCGGAGCAGAGUGGGACAACGCGCCUGCUUCGGUGAAUCCCCACCCCCCAUCCCUACCACGCAACGCACCUUCGAAACGGAUCUCUUUUGGAUUUAUUAUAAGUACGUUCGUAUAUUUUGAAUUUGACGCGCGCGCUCUCCUGUCGAACUGGAACCCGCACCAAAAGCAAGAAGGUGCGCCCGAGUGCGUAAGUUCCGUGGGUGGAAAAGUCUCCCGCCGCCGGUAGCCCACCACGAUGUUGUGUACGCGCACUCGAAGGACCCACGACGGCUACUCUCCCGUCGCCCAUGUGCGGGUUUGUUGUUGCUGUUUUAUUUUUAAUUUUUGUUUUUGUUUUAGCGUUUUCAUCUCUUCGGCGGCACGAUGUUCUAACACUCGGCAUAUCGUUUUGCCACCUCUCUCUUCUAGGAUCAGUCACAAUUGAAUUCAAGGUUCGUGCUUUUUCUGAAUCCCCCCAAAAGCCGCCCACCCAUUCCCAGUCCCGUUAGUUCGCAAUCGUUGCGCGGUCAUCUCCUUCUUCACACGGUCGGCGAACUGUAGUGGUACGCUCGUUUCCGCCACCACGGAGGACGAAGUGCUCGCUCCAAACAAAAAAAAAAGCGGGCGAGAGAGUAGCUUUUAAGGAUUUCGGCUUUGUCGACGUAGCUGUGGCCUUGUACCGUGCGCAGAGAAGGCGAGCGAGCGGUUUGUUUCUUUGAUUGAAAAGGUGUGCAGUGUUUGUCGAGAGUGCACACGUCGCGAGGUGGAUGAGUCGCAACCGGUGUGUGCUGCGGAAACCCAUUGCGUCACGUCUGCGUGCUCCGGGGCGCAGCAGAUAGUGAGCGAAGCUAUAGGUGUUGAUCGAGAUUAUUAUUUUUUUUUUCGAACGACAGGAUUACGCGCGGGUGUCCGCACUGCACUUGUCAACGACUCUGUCUGUGUGUGUCUCGUGGAGCAAAAUCAGGGUGGCCUGGUUGGGCGUUCAUCAAAACACUCGCUGAGCCGAGUUAUACAGCGUUAACCCUGACAGGCAUAGGUGCUCGCAGGUUUCCCCAUUGGGGGCGGGGAAGCAAGCUUUACCGACCCCCCACCCCCUUCCCCCUGUCGUUCACGUCCGAAAAAAAAAAACCGAGCUUCGCAGUGUAUGCAAAAGUGAAAAUGAAACGAUGACAUCGUCCCCACAACGACCUAGAUUUGAUCCCCUGGUUUCCAGGGAUAAAAGUGGGAAAUUAGCAGUUCUUAGAAUGCACCAUAAGGUAUCCUCGGCUGCCGAUAUCGUCAAAAACCUGCAUCGCCAUAACCAUGCACAUUAAACAAUGACGGGGGGGGGUCCAACUGUGGUCCAACUGACCAUAGGUACGGGGCAGACUUGGCGCCCUCUUAGAUGAUUAGCCCCCCCCCCCCCCUUUCCCCUUUGCGCUACGCCUAUGCUGACAGGCCACCGUACGCCCACUGCCACUCGUGACAUCCACCCCGACUGACGCGCUUUCGACAAUUACUGCAUUCUGUCGAGCCAAGGUUAUCAGAGAGGGCGUACAAAACACAGAACUACGCUUCGCGGUUAUAGAGUUACGGUACUUGUAACGCAACGAGGUGUAGAUCGUCGACUGCGCGCCACGUUAUUAAAUUCUGGACGACCCGUGACGCCCCUCUCUCGUAGUGAGAACAGUGGAUGACGGAGUAGCAGAAGGUUUAACGACCCAAACUCAACCUCCCUCCAUCUCUCCGGGGUUCGGAUGUAGAAUAAGCGCGAUCGCAGGUUAAUCCAAGUGCGAGUUCGCGUGUCGUAGCGAGCGAGGGAGCCCCGCUCCCGUUAAUUAAUUAUACAGGCGUCAGGUACUGCACCAUUCCAUUCGCGUCUUUAGCAAGUUUUAGGGCACGUUUCACUGGCGAUCCUGUACGGAGCACGUUGUAUAGUUGUCCCCGCGCGUAUGCACACGGCGGGACGUUAUCGUAGCCUUUUCGGAACACGAAGAACGAGCAGCCCGCUCGUGAAGGUAGCUGUUUGCUCCUUGUACGAGCCGUACUUAUUUAUUCCUGCCAAUUAACGAGAGCUCGAGAGUUGUGCAGCCACGCAGGUGACGUCACAUUUCCCCGGAGAGCUUCUGUAGCAGUUAUCGUUUUACGCAUCGGAUCGCGCAGUUCGCGUGCGCGCGUGACGUUCGAAGCAUCCUAUCUGCACUGGACAGUUACAUCAGUUUCAGAAGUAUUUUUUUUCUCUCUCUCUCUCUCAAACACUUAUUCUGCACUCGGGACGUUUGAUUAACGAUGCUUUGGAAAGCUCGUCUCGUCGCGAGAGAUAUUAGCCUUAGCGCAGAGCGAACCCAAGCUCACGAAAAUUCGGACGACCGAAUUACUUCUCCAGAGUAUUAGUAACAGCACGGCGCUUCGCUCAUGCGUGGUCGCUCAUUCCUUUCGCAACCCCUUUGGAAUCGGCUUGGCGAGACGCUGGUCGGUUGUUAUGCUAUAACAAUGCCGGCAGCACGAAAGCCAAGCACGGAAAAACUAGAGCAAUAUCAUGCACGACCACGGCGUUGGCGUUUGCGCAAAUAGUGGGCAAGAAAACUUGCCGGUAGCACGGUAGAAAGGAAGACUGAACAAAAAAAAAAAUAUCGUCGCUCGUGUCUAAGCUCACAUACUUACGAGGUAGAGCUCUCGUCAUGUAAAACCAUUAACAUUUGUGCACAUUCUGCUUAAGCGUAGGCUGUAGAAGUAGUGAUCGAGUGAGGAACUUCUUUCAUUGAGAAAAAAAAAUAAUACAGAGCAAUGUGUCUGGACCACACCUCUUUGCUUCGGCACAAAUUUCGCGAGAUUGCAGUGUGCACUUACAGCACGCAUAAAACACGAAUUCUCAGGAACACAACACUCAUCAUUGCGAGCUGAUAAACCUGCAAUGCCCGUUAAAAGGAAAAAAAAUGGAACUCGCUCGCACUUCGGCAAAUUCAAGCUUCGAUCGACAUCUCGCCUAUUUUGAUCGCAGAAGCGUUGGGUCAGCUAGCGCGACGACUCUUGUCAGCAUAAAGUACACGCGCUUUUUGAAAUACUCAUCACAUUUUGUGUCGAGCCUACGUCAACAGUGGUACUCGACGGAACAAAAAAAAAUUACGCUGCUACGCUCUUUCGUGUUGCUAUUUAUUGUUCUUGGUUCUUUGCAGCCGUUGAUUCAUCCGCGUCAGACAAAGGCGCCGGUGAUUUUUUCUCGCACCGACGUAUACACAUAGCGUACGCAUCGGAGUGCCUUGCCGCAGGCUAAAAAGCUGUCGCGCCCAUCGCAAUCCCCCCAUCGCAUUCACACGUGAGCACUUGAAACUCUUGUUAAACGCUUAUUUUUCUCGAAGACCCGUUCGACGACAAAUCUUUGUGCAGUGUUGUUCCGUUACGUUCCGCCCUUCGUGUACACUCACAACGGUGAUGUUUCCUCAUCAAGUAAAUGUGUACGUCAACGGAGAGGUCGCGUUCUUAUUGUAUCGUAAUACACCAGUAUCACAAGCAAGCACUGAAGGUAAAAAGAAGAGUAAAAGGAAAGGCGACAGAGCGUGCGUGCUUCGUUGCUUGAUACUGAGCGUCAUCUUUUUCGGUUUCGAGCUUGGCUCGCUUCCUUCAGCCUCGUUUACGUGCCCUGACGUUAGUGCGUGGCCGCCGUCUUUUCCCCGAUUCUGCAAAUAAUUCGCGCCUGGCCAUAGUUGGCCCUUUAUACUCCGAACCUAACGACCAAGGCGAUGUCGCGUAAUUCGUCCGUCGAGAACCACCAAACCUGUGAUUCCUACUAUACCCCGGUAAUUUGUCCAAACUGCUAUAAUAUCCGUUGCUGUUACUGUAACAGCGUCUACUGAAGCAUGGAAACGCGCUGUACACAGACCACUGUGACUGUCGCGUUGGUAGGAUGAGUUGUUGAUCUCUGUGCACACCCUGGGUCGUCUUGCAGCUGUACCAAAUGUCCUGUCAAAGAAAGAUUCCGUAGAGCCAAGUGUAACUCUUAUCAGAAGAAAGUACUUAGCACGUCGUCCGAUUUCUUUCGCCGCAGGGCUUGCUCUCCUGACAGAAGUGGACGGUGAGGUAUAUUCUUUGCGUAAUGGCAAAUUUAACCUAACAUUACUUUUUUUCUUGCUCUCGUGGCAUGUAUGAAAGACAGCACCAUAUCAUGUAACAACGCUCUAAAGGCGUUCUUAGCGAAUGUGCGCAUCUGUCGUGAUCUUGCACGAAUAGACUCGUUCUGGGUAUGCGCGUUGCGUUCCUCUGUAGCUUACUCGUAGUGCCCUGCCUGAAGUCACUUGCAGAAAAGUCGACCCUGUUUGAAUCCCUUGUUACUGACAACUAGAUCAGCGUUGAAAAAAAAAAUCUCGAUAAAGUUCCGACGUGAUCAUGCUCCAAUAUACCACAAAUCGCAUAAUAUCCAGUUCGUAGGACCUAAGUUUCCUAAAACGUCAGCACCUUCGUAACCAAAUCAAGCGAGUUGGCACAAUCAGUCUUUCUAAUGAUGUCAGUGGACGUUAAGCAAGUUAGCGCUGUCGAACUUACCGGAAGCGGUGAUGCUGUGGUAACGUUCAAGUUUGACCGUGCACGGAUGUUCUAGCGGGAAGGUCAUUUGGAUAUACCUUCGCAUCCCGCGCACUCACUCCAGGCAAAAUGAUAGCUCGAAAUAGAAACCAACUCGCCUACUGAGCCUCGGUUUCGUGCGCCUAAGUCAUUUCGCAUUACCUGGGAGUGCGAUAGAACUUGUUUAAAAGUGCGUACGCCACCACAGGUCCGGCUUUUCUUUAAGUGCCUAAUUUUGGGAAUUCCACUCGCGCAGUAGCAGUUCUCGCAACGGUGAUGCUAUUCUCCGCAAUGUUUAGGCAACUUUUUGAAAGACUAAGGUCUUUACAGUCAGAAGCGAGCCUUGAUGCAACUCUUCUGAGGGAACAAUAGCACGAAACAGCUAAUGUGUUUGGCGUCUUGAGUUUAGACCAUAAUGGCCCUGAGUAAAAGUUUAUAACAGAGUGGCUUUGUGUGCUGGAAAAUGACCAAAACGGCAGCAGUUUAAGACAGGUGUCCUACAUGUCUGAACGGUUCGGCGAUGAAGUUUCAAACAAGGUUGUGGUUCGUUUUAUCUCUGAGUGUAAAGAAUGUUUCAUCUUUUUAUGCAGUGUUGUGCGAGUGCCGUGCGUAAGUUGUGCGUUGGUGAUUAGCGUGUAAUAGUAUUUCCAAACGUGAUUGCGAGCAUGUACCCAUUGCCGGUCGCGUAAUUCACGUGUGUAACCGGUUUAAGGACGUUUAAUUCGUAGGAAUCCCUUUUGUGUUCAUUUUCAUAGGACCGAAGUUAGUUUAUGAGCUUCGAAGCAUAGAAACAGAAAGAGUAGGCGCAGCGAAAUUUUCAGACAUGCGGCUAUAGAUCGACGCCCCGUCUAUCGUUUUUCA
Messenger RNA from Rhipicephalus sanguineus (brown dog tick), 12838 nucleotides. It is a transcript of the gene sei, whose product is annotated as potassium voltage-gated channel subfamily H member 6. Gene Ontology annotation, biological process: membrane repolarization during action potential; potassium ion transmembrane transport. NCBI's taxonomy places the organism in Eukaryota, Metazoa, Arthropoda, Arachnida, Ixodida, Ixodidae. The record is from RefSeq and is a predicted model, not a curated record. Gene Ontology annotation, molecular function: inward rectifier potassium channel activity. Bases 681 to 4526 code for a protein of 1281 amino acids. The transcript is spliced from 18 exons. Gene Ontology annotation, cellular component: membrane.